AACGGAUGUUUUAUGACAAAUUGUUUCGGUCAUACAGUUGAGCUCACUCUUAAAAAAAAAAAAAGAAAAAAAAAGGAGCUCACUCUUUUGAAUUUUUUUUCAAUCCGUUCGAACGAAUCAUAACAGUAAUCUUUUGAACAAAAGAUCCGGUUCGAAAGAACAACUCAUUCGCAGUUCGGAGCAUCAAACACGUGCUGUUUCAGGUUUUCAAGACUUGCAGUUUUUGAGCCACUGAACAAAAACAAUGGAGCGGCAGAAAGCUCGAUUUGUGGAUGAUCGCAGAGCAAAACUCAUCCAGAGGGUUAGUGCUGUGAUGCCCAUAGCUGAUGCACUGAUGUCUGCUGGAAUAAUUCACCGUGAAAUAUACUCAUAUAUUCAGGCAGCUUCUACAAAUCAGGAUAAAAUGAGAGAGCUCCUUGGUGCUCUGAACACUGACAAAGCAAAAUCUGAUUUUUACGAUUUGCUUAAAGAGAACGAGCCAUUCCUGGUUGAAGAUCUUGAACAAGGAGUUCAACAAGGGACUGAGGAAAAACAAAUCAGGUGGAACAAAUCCUCCAAAAUACAUAGUACAAAAAUAGAGGAACUGUUAAAAAAAACUGACAUCAAAAAAGUAGGGAAUCUCUCCUUUUCUAAAGAUAAGAAGUACAUUAUUGGCUCUGGACGAAGCAGCACAGUGUAUAUUGUCUUGAGUGAAGAUGGCACUGAGGUGGCCAUUAAACGAAUCACAAAGAACCCAAAGAACGACAAAGACUUUGAAAAUGAACUGAAGUGUCUACAAGAUUUAAAGCUUGAGAGCAAGUAUAUCGUCAGGUAUGUGACCUUUGCAGAGGAUGAAGAUUUUUACUAUCUUGCAAACCAGCUUUGUGAGUCCGAUCUGGAGGACUACAUGGAAAAUCGUCCAAAAGAACAAAAUGACGAGACCAUUUUGAGGGAAAAAGUCAAGGAGAUGCUUCUUGGCCUUCAAGUUCUUCAUCAUGCUGGAGUGAUACACCGUGAUAUAAAGCCUAGAAAUGUUUUGAUAGAUACAGAAGGAAAGGCAAGGCUUGCUGACUUUGGCUUAAGUCGCAAACUGGAGGAGGGCAGAAGCACAGUUCAUACUGUUAGAGCUGGUACACAAGGCUGGGAGGCAACAGAGAUCCUGAAUCAGACUGAAAAGGGUCAUUACAAAAAGAGCUCAGACAUCCAGGUUGCUGGGAUGUUGGUGUACUACAUCCUCUCUGAUGGAAAACAUCCUUUUGGGGACAUGAAGGAUCGCAAGGACAACAUCAAGAUUGGGAUGUACUCUCUUGAACAUGUACAAGAUAUAGUAGCCAAGGAUCUCCUUAAAUGGAUGAUCAACAAAGAACCAGCUGAGAGACUGACCAUUGAUGAGGUCCUACGACACCCUUAUUUCUGGGAUGAUUCCAGAAAAAAUGAAGUCGUUAAGAAGCUAGGUGAUCAACACGAAGUCCAGUACUAUAUUGAUAUUUCAGAAGCUUGCAAAAUUAAGAAAGCUGAAGCCACCCUAACAGCAAAAGAGACGGUUGAAAGUCUCUUCAAUAAUAAAAAGGACAAGAAUGCACAAAACAGGAAAGCUAAACUCCUUGAGAUGCUAGGAGAAACAGAGGAAGUCCAGGAAAACAAAAUAGAAUAUCUUUCUAAGCUUUGCGACUGUGCAGAGAACUACACACACACAAAAUCUUUUGAAAAUUGGCAAUCAAAGCUUAAGGAUCAAUGGCCACGCAUUAACAUCGACAAAGCUACUCCAGAGGACUUAGUUGGCCUGCUCCGAUGUAUUCGCAACAACAUGACACACCUUUUGAACUUUGAUACAGAGAUCCUCAACCAUUUUCCAGAUUUCUUCAUCAGCUUACACAGAUUGGCUAAAGAUAUGAGCUGGAACUGUACCUGGUCUUAAGAUGAGCAAGGAGAACAUCAUCACCCUGUUGUGAGUGGGAGCUUUGCAUGUAAUUAUAGAAUACUUUGUAUCAUUCUGUUCUUUGUAAGGGUAUUUAGGAUACCAUGUGUGGGUACUGGAUUCUGAAAGGGGUGGAUUCUGGAAUCCACUGACGCUUCAUUAUAUAACUUUUGAGUGAUUUAUAAUCAAGUUAUUAAUCAACAUUUAUCCUUCUAAAUAUUACAUUAUUUGAAUGACUUCAAUGUAUAUUAAAGCAUUUAUUUUACUUUUUCAUCUUCAUUCACUAGUGUCUGUACCUCUUACUGUGAGUGUUGAGAACAUGUUAUCAGUAUGUUUUGGGAAAGUAUUCUGUUCAGCCAACUUCAACCUUGAAGAAGCUGUAUCUGUGUGUGCACUAGUGUUUUUUGGUACGAACCCUGUAUUGGAUGGAGAGGUGGACAAACUAUGGAGGACGAGCAACAGACGGCCGGCCACACACACUGGCGCCAUCUUUGAUGUAAAUUGUCCAUGGGUUUACCACGGGUAAAGCUGAAGAGCAGGGGUGACCAAGCCUUUUCAGCUUUGGAAUAGUUUGCCCCUCCACAUUAGAAAGGCUCAAACACUUGCUGUUUUUAAAUCUAGCCAAAAACGUAUUUUUAUAGUCUGGCAUUUGACGCUAUGUGAGGGUCACUUUCUGUUAUUGUUUUUAUUGUGUCUUAGUGUCUUCUUCUGUGGUGCUGACUGUUUUGUAUCUUUGAUAUUUUUAUUAUUUUAUGUGUGUACAGCACUUUGAUAAACAGGUGCUAGAUAAAAGGUGUUGUAUAAAUAAACUUUGACUUUGACGAGAAA
This is a messenger RNA of Megalobrama amblycephala (Wuchang bream), 2725 nucleotides long. Its product is annotated as probable serine/threonine-protein kinase ireA. The record is from RefSeq and is a predicted model, not a curated record. Bases 245 to 1897 code for a protein of 550 amino acids. Gene Ontology annotation, cellular component: IRE1-TRAF2-ASK1 complex. Gene Ontology annotation, biological process: intrinsic apoptotic signaling pathway in response to endoplasmic reticulum stress; innate immune response; regulation of apoptotic process. Gene Ontology annotation, molecular function: protein serine/threonine kinase activity; ATP binding; RNA endonuclease activity. The transcript has 11 exons. NCBI's taxonomy places the organism in Eukaryota, Metazoa, Chordata, Actinopteri, Cypriniformes, Xenocyprididae.